UUCUUCGCGGCGCCGCGGACUCGCCAGUGCGCUCUGCUCCUUCGUCGAGGUAGGACGAGCUCUCACUGUCUGAGCCAAACCGAACCGGGCCGAGCUGAACCGAGGUCAGCGGUGGCCAGAGGAACCCAGCAUCUCGGGCAUCAUUCGCUCCGUGCACGCAUCGUGUACCUACACCGCAACUCCGUGCCUCAUUCCCGGGUACCCUCUGUGACUCGCUCCUGCAGCAAAGCCACCAUGCCUAUCACUCGGAUGCGAAUGAGACCCUGGCUAGAGAUGCAGAUUAAUUCCAACCAAAUUCCAGGGCUGAGCUGGAUCAAUAAAGAAGAGAUGAUCUUCCAGAUCCCAUGGAAGCAUGCUGCCAAGCACGGUUGGGACAUCAACAAGGAUGCCUGUCUGUUCCGGAGCUGGGCCAUUCACACAGGCCGAUACAAAGCAGGGGAAAAAGAACCAGAUCCCAAGACUUGGAAGGCAAACUUCCGGUGUGCCAUGAACUCCCUACCAGACAUCGAGGAAGUGAAGGACCAGAGCAGGAACAAGGGCAGCUCUGCUGUACGCGUGUACCGGAUGCUGCCACCCCUCACCAAGAACCAGAGGAAAGAGAGAAAGUCCAAGUCCAGCCGUGACACUAAGAGCAAAACCAAGAGGAAGCUGUGUGGAGAUUCUAGCCCUGACACCUUAUCUGACGGACUGAGCAGCUCUACUCUGCCUGAUGACCACAGCAGUUACACAGCUCAGGGAUACCUGGGUCAGGACUUGGACAUGGACAGGGACAUUACCCCAGCUCUGUCACCGUGCGUCGUCAGCAGCAGUCUCUCUGAGUGGCAUAUGCAGAUGGACAUCAUGCCAGACAGCACCACUGAUCUGUACAACUUGCAGGUGUCGCCCAUGCCCUCCACCUCUGAAGCUGCAACAGAUGAGGAUGAGGAAGGGAAGUUACCUGAGGACAUCAUGAAGCUCUUUGAACAGUCUGAGUGGCAGCCGACGAACGUGGAUGGCAAGGGAUACUUGCUCAAUGAACCAGGAGCCCAGCUCUCUACUGUCUAUGGAGACUUCAGCUGCAAGGAGGAACCAGAGAUCGACAGCCCUGGAGGGGACAUCGAGAUAGGUAUACAACGUGUCUUCACAGAGAUGAAGAAUAUGGACCCUGUCAUGUGGAUGGACACCCUGCUGGGCAACUCUACCAGGCCGUCCUCCAUUCAGGCUAUUCCUUGUGCACCAUAGUUUGGGUCCCUGACCCGUUCUUGCCCUCCUGAGUGAGCUAGGUCCAGCAUCAUGGUGGCUGUGAUACAACAUAAAGCUAAACUUCCGUGGACCCCUUCAUGUGGCAAAACAUAAUCCCAUUGCCAAGCAGGGAAGGGACCAAACCAUCCUCCUUGGGUCAGUGGACUGACUCUUCAGGGCUUAGGAGGCAGGGUCUAAGUUUUUCAAGCUGGCCCUGACUC
Molecule: messenger RNA, 1442 nt
Organism: Rattus rattus (black rat)
Lineage: Eukaryota; Metazoa; Chordata; Mammalia; Rodentia; Muridae
Gene: Irf1
Product: interferon regulatory factor 1
Exons: 9
Coding region: 235-1221 (328 amino acids)
Biological process (GO): regulation of transcription by RNA polymerase II; immune system process
Cellular component (GO): nucleus
Molecular function (GO): RNA polymerase II cis-regulatory region sequence-specific DNA binding; DNA-binding transcription factor activity, RNA polymerase II-specific
Source: RefSeq, a predicted model, not a curated record